AUGAUCUCUAUUUUAUUGCCUAUUAUUAUACUAUUUACUUGUUCAUUUGAUUUAUUAUAUGAUUUGAUAAAACAAUUAUUCCAAUCAUCGGCUAGAUUACCAUCGGAUUACAAUGUUGAAGUGGUGAAAGGUUUAAAUGUUUUAACAAUUGAAAAUUUAAAUUUACUAGGGUUUAACUUCAAAUCAGAUAAAGAUAUACUAAAGUAUUUUAAUAGACUUAAUAAUUUGGAUAUAUAUUUAUAUCUAGAUGAUAUUAAACUGGUGAAUCAUUUUAUUCAAUCUGCUGGUGUUUUAAAAUUGUAUAAAAAUUUAUCAAUAAAUUGGUUUUUCAUACUAUGUGAAUUAUUAAUUACCAUGGCCAUAUUUGGUAUACUAUUUCAUAUUUAUAAAAGAGUUAAAUUAAAAUUUUUAAUAGGUUGGAUAUUUGCAACUGUUUUCACUGCAAUUGCUUCUGUAAAUAUUUUAGGUUUUCAUAAAUUUGAACCAUCAACAAAAUUUAUAAAAUUAAGUUAUUAUUUACAAUUAAUUAUAUUAAAUUCAAGAAAUUUCUUAGAUAAAGAUAAACGAACUGCCAUUGAAAAUGGUUUAGUUAUAAUUGGAACUAAUCUUUUUGGUUAUCUUCUUUCAUUUUUUUGUAAAGAAGAAAGAUCUUUCAUUGGUAACAAAUUGAUUUUAUUUACAAUUAGUGGUUUAAUUGCUAUUAUUAUUGAUUUUAUAAUGUCAAAAACAUUUUUAAAAGAAUUGAUUAUUUUAAAUAAUGUAAUGAUUAAGAAGAUCAAAUUUCAUCCAAUAAUUUACUCAAUUCUUAUGAUACAAAUUAUAAUAACCAUAAUGCAUUGGAUCAUAAUAGCUCCAAUUGGAAAUGUAAAAGUAAAAAAUACAAACACAUUGAUUUAUUAUGUGGAAUAUGUAUUGAUUGUUAUAUUUAUUACUGCCGUUUGCAAUUUUUUCAUUGAAAAGAAGGAAAUUGUUGAAGAUAAAAUUAAUGAAAUUGAAUUACAAGGUUCUCUAGAUAUUAUUAGACUAGAGACUAGUAAAUCUCCAUUAAUAAUAUCAGUAGAUCUCGAUAAUAAUAUCAUGGUACAUAAUCCAUUUGGAGGAAAACUGAUUUUAAAAUGUGACUUUUGGCCAAUUAAUCAUAUUAAAUUAAGUGACGAUGGUAAAUAUAUUGUUUUAAUAAAUUAUAAACUUGGUUUAGUACAAUGUUAUGAAGAUUUAAAAUUAAUUUGGCGUCAUAAAAACCAAUAUAUUAAUAAAGAAACAAAGAUUUUAAACUCAUUUUUUAGAAGAAAGACUAUACCCGGUUUUUUAGCUAGAAGAGUCCUUAAGUCGGACUCUAGUUCAUCAUUGGUGGAUUCAAAUUUCCCACCAGUUAAAGAAGAUAAAUUUGAAUUCAUAUUUGUUACAAAUACUCAAACAAUUAUAUAUAAUCGUGAUGGUUCUUUUAAAAAUUAUCCAAGUCCAUCACCAGUUUUAGCAUCAGCAUUAGUUUUAACUCCAAGAGUUGCUGAUAGAAUUGUUAAUUUUACUGAAGAUAAAUUAAUUGUUGGAACAAUUAUAAAUAAUAAUCUUAAAUUUAAAGAACUUUUAUUUAAAGAAACUUAUAAUCAAUUAGGUCAACCAUUAACUAGAAGUACGGGUAAAGGUAAAGGUUAUAAUGAAAUAUCAAUUAUUCCAUUAUAUUUUGGUAUGAUUGUUAUUGUUAAAGAUUUUAUUGCUGAAUUAGUUGAUGUAUCAACUGGUAUAGUCAUUAAAAAAAUUGGAGUUGGAAAUUUUAAACCUGGAUCUUUUAGAGUUACUCAUAGUGAAUUUACUCAUUGUAAAUUUUGUGGUUCUGCAUCAAUUAAUAGUUUAUCAAUAAUUUAUGAAGAUUCAGGAACUUUAAUUGUACAUAAUUUUAAAUUGGAUUCAAAAUCAAAAUCAAAUAUUUGUCUAAGAGUUGAAAGAGACCCAAGAGAAAUUCGAUGUCAAGGUUUUAAUAAUGUUCAAGAACAACAUUGGGUAUAUCCAGAUAUAAUUAAAUGGGAAAUAACUUCUGUAAAUACUAUAAUGGGAAUUUCUCAAACAAAAUUUGAAAUUAUACAAUCAAAUGAUACAUAUAAAUCAAAUUUGAAAAGUAUUAAAAAAAAGACAAAAAAGUAUGAAUCAGAUUUACAAUUUUUUGUAAUUACAUUAAGUGAUGGUAUUAAAAAAGAUUAUAAAAAAGUAGAAUCAGGAACAAAUGUAAUUGCAAAAUAUGGUUUUAAAUCAGUAGUUUGUAAUUUUGGUUCAAAAAUUGAAAUUUUUUAUUUAGGUAAUGAUAAAUUAAUUGAAGAAGGUGAAGAUUUAUAUUUUAAUAAUGAUUUAUGGACUAAUGAAUUACUAUUUAUUAAUAAAAGAAGAAGAAGAAGGUGA
Molecule: messenger RNA, 2394 nt
Organism: Insectozyma verbasci
Lineage: Eukaryota; Fungi; Ascomycota; Pichiomycetes; Serinales; Debaryomycetaceae
Source: the annotation of a GenBank genome assembly